Molecule: messenger RNA, 740 nt
Organism: Copidosoma floridanum
Lineage: Eukaryota; Metazoa; Arthropoda; Insecta; Hymenoptera; Encyrtidae
Source: RefSeq, a predicted model, not a curated record
ACGAGGGCUGUUUCUCAGAUGAAUGAACAAGACCAAGAGUCCCAAAUAAAUGUAGAGUCCAACUUUACCGAAACACCUCCAAGGGACAGUCCUCAAGAUUUACCAGUUGACAACUCAGAGGAAGAGUUGUCGGAGAACACGACUACCCCUCAACUAAGACCAGAGGACACUGACAACACCAUUCAGCAACCAGAGAUUGUUGAAAUCAGGAACGUUGGAGCUGAACAAGCAGAAGUAAUCCAAUCUUGGGAUACGGCAGUUGACAAACUUCUAAUACUGUCAACAAAGAUGGAAAGGGCGGCAGACGCCAUGUCCAGUGCAACAGAAAAGAUUCCGGAGUUUGUUCAGGCUGCCAACCUCAUGACCAAAGCUCUCAAUCUAGUAUCCACUAAGAUUGACAGCUUGACACGUGCCACAGAGUCCAUCCAGGACUCUCAGAGAGCCCAUAGAAACUCAGAGAUGCAACAAACACGGUCACAGACUCCUUAACUGUCCUCUAAGCCAGUAUGGACUCUGGUACUGCUUUUACUGCCAGGAUUUCGAGUACCACAAGGGAGAUGCAUGCCCAAACAGGAAUCAUCCUAAAGAUGGGUAUGUUAAAAAUAAUUCUAAUGACAAUAAUAAUAAUAGAGGUAAAAACAAUAGCAAGCUCAGAGGUAAUGGUAGAGGCAAAGGCAACGGUAAUUUUAAAUUCAGAGGUAAUGGCCGUGUAAAUAAAAAGCAAGGUAACAUGAGUACAC